Molecule: messenger RNA, 990 nt
Organism: Colletotrichum chrysophilum
Lineage: Eukaryota; Fungi; Ascomycota; Sordariomycetes; Glomerellales; Glomerellaceae
Exons: 2
Coding region: 1-990 (329 amino acids)
Molecular function (GO): oxidoreductase activity, acting on the aldehyde or oxo group of donors, NAD or NADP as acceptor
Source: RefSeq, a predicted model, not a curated record
AUGGCUGGCUGGAAAAUCGCCCCCGCACUCGCGGCUGGAAAUACCGUAGUUUUGAAGCCAGCAGAGCAAACGCCUCUUUCCGUCCUACUCUUUGCAACCCUUAUCCAGGAAGCUGGAUUUCCGCCCGGAGUCAUCAACGUCGUCAAUGGUUAUGGCCGCGCCGCAGGUGCCGCAUUAGCUGCGCACGAGGAUGUGGCUAAGAUCGCCUUCACUGGAUCAACUCAGACUGGCCGCGAGAUUAUGAAGCUCGCAUCCGCUACCCUCAAAAACAUCACUCUCGAAACAGGAGGCAAAUCGCCAGCCAUCAUCUUUGAUGAUGCAGAGCUUGAGCAAGCCGUCAAGUGGUGUCACUAUGGCGUGAUGGCGAACCAAGGUCAGAUCUGUACGGCUACCAGCCGGAUCUUGGUGCAUGAAAGCAUCCACGAUAAGUUUGUGGAUCUUUUCAUUCAAGAGGUUCAGAAGACGUCGAAGGUCGGCGAUCCUUUCAGCCCUGAGACCUUCCAGGGACCCCAAGUCAACAAGGCUCAAUUUGACCGAGUCUUGGCAUACAUCGCCUCCGGAAAGGAAGAAGGUGCUGAGUGCAAGUUCGAAGGUCAACCUUACUCCUCGGCGACUGGAAAGGGGUACUUCGUUGAGCCGACCGUCUUCACCGGCGUGAAGGACCACAUGAAGAUUUACCGAGAAGAGAUUUUUGGCCCUUGUGUUGCAAUUAGCUCCUUCUCCACCGAAGUUGAGGCUAUUGACCGUGCCAAUGAUUCUUUCUAUGGGCUGGGUGCAGCGCUGUUCACCAGGGAUAUCACUCGAGCUCAUGCCCUGGCGAAGAAGAUCGAGUCUGGAACGGUCUGGAUCAACAGUAGCAAUGAUUCUGAUUAUCGCAUUCCUUUCGGUGGAGUGAAGCAAUCAGGUAUUGGUAGGGAGCUAGGCGAAGCUGGCAUUGCCGCUUACACCAACAUCAAGGCGGUUCAUGUUAACAUGGGAAACCGGUUGUGA